UACCCAACAACACAGUAUCCAACAACACAGUACCCAACAACACAGUACCCAACAACACAGUAUCCAACAACACAGUACCCAACAACACAGUACCCAACAACACAGUACCCAACAACACAGUACCCAACAACACAGUACCCAACAACACAGUACCCAACAACACAGUAUCAAACAACACAGUAUCAAACAACACAGUAUCCAACAACACAGUACCCAACAACACAUUACCCAACAACACAGUACCCAACAACACAGUAUCCAACAACACAGUAUCAAACAACACAGUACCCAACAACACAGUAUCCAACAACACAGUACCCAACAACACAUACCCAAACACAGUAUCCAACAACACAGUAUCCAACAACACAGUACCCAACAACACAGUACCCAACAACACAGUACCCAACAACACAGUAUCCAACAACACAGUACCCAACAACACAGUAUCAAACAACACAGUAUCAAACAACACAGUAUCCAACAACACAGUACCCAACAACACAGUACCCAAACACAGUAUCCAACAACACAGUAUCCAACAACACAGUACCCAAACACAGUAUCCAACAACACAGUACCCAAACACAGUAUCCAACAACACAGUAUCCAACAACACAGUACCCAACAACACAGUACCCAACAACACAGUAUCAAACAACACAGUAUCAAACAACACAGUACCCAACAACACAGUAUCCAACAACACAGUACCCAACAACACAGUAUCAAACAACACAGUACCCAACAACACAGUACCCAACAACACAGUACCCAACAACACAGUACCCAACAACACAGUACCCAACAACACAGUACCCAACAACACAGUAUCCAACAACACAGUAUCCAACAACACAGUACCCAACAACACAGUAUCCAACAACACAGUACCCAACAACACAGUAUCAAACAACACAGUACCCAACAACACAGUACCCAACAACACAGUAUCAAACAACACAGUAUCCAACAACACAGUAUCCAACAACACAGUACCCAACAACACAGUACCAAACAACACAGUAUCAAACAACACAGUAUCCAACAACACAGUACCCAACAACACAGUAUCAAACACAGUAUCCAACAACACAGUAUCCAACAACACAGUACCCAACAACACAGUACCCAACAACACAGUACCCAACAACACAGUACCCAACAACACAGUAUCAAACAACACAGUAUCAAACAACACAGUAUCAAACAACACAGUAUCAAACACAGUAUCCAACAACACAGUACCCAACAACACAGUAUCAAACACAGUAUCCAACAACACAGUACCCAACAACACAGUAUCCAACAACACAGUAUCAAACACAGUACCCAACAACACAGUACCCAACAACACAGUAUCAAACAACACAGUAUCAAACAACACAGUAUCAAACAACACAGUAUCAAACAACACAGUAUCAAACAACACAGUAUCAAACACAGUAUCCAACAACACAGUAUCCAACAACACAGUACCCAACAACACAGUAUCAAACACAGUAUCCAACAACACAGUAUCCAACAACACAGUACCCAACAACACAGUACCCAACAACACAGUAUCCAACAACACAGUAUCAAACACAGUACCCAACAACACAGUACCCAACAACACAGUAUCCAACAACACAGUACCCAACAACACAGUACCCAACAACACAGUAUCCAACAACACAGUAUCAAACACAGUACCCAACAACACAGUACCCAACAACACAGUACCCAACAACACAGCCCCCGACCUCCAGGCCCCCGACCUCCAGGCCCCCGACCUCCAGGCUCCCGACCUCCAGGCCCCCGAGCUCCGACCUCCAGGCCCCCGACCUCCAGGCCCCCGACCUCCAGGCCCCCGACCUCCAGGCCCCCGAAUAAAAGGCAGUAAAUAG
Messenger RNA from Salvelinus namaycush (lake trout), 1889 nucleotides. RefSeq lists its product as uncharacterized. Lineage: Eukaryota; Metazoa; Chordata; Actinopteri; Salmoniformes; Salmonidae. The transcript is spliced from 3 exons. The record is from RefSeq and is a predicted model, not a curated record. The annotation marks the transcript as partial.